Messenger RNA from Aspergillus mulundensis, 5133 nucleotides. RefSeq lists its product as uncharacterized. NCBI's taxonomy places the organism in Eukaryota, Fungi, Ascomycota, Eurotiomycetes, Eurotiales, Aspergillaceae. The coding region runs from base 1 to 5133 and encodes 1710 amino acids. The record is from RefSeq and is a predicted model, not a curated record. Gene Ontology annotation, cellular component: nucleus; site of double-strand break. The transcript has a single exon.
AUGCCGACGCCUGCCAAUUCAAAGUCCCCCGCCAGCCGCGGGGCCAGCAAAACUUCGCCGAUAAAGUCAAAGCCCCUCGAUAUCGGCAAGCCGUUGGGACUCUACGAUACCAACUCCGUGCGAGCAAAGGUCCGGAAGUGGCAACAACAGGGCGGCGGAGUGGUCACCGCUGAUGAUGUUAUCUACUAUGAGGACGACAACGAAAACGUUCCAACUCCCGAAUCGAAACCGAAGCCUACAAAUAUUACAUCAAGGAAGCGAAGCAAGAGUACACCGCGAAAGCGGUUAGUUAGUGAUGAACAUUGGAAGCUGAAUCGGUCAUCAACGCAGGCGCCGGGAUCUAAACCACCAGCACCGAGACGUGGGCGCAUCGCGGAGUACACUACAAACGAGCCAAUACGUUCGCCACGAUCAGCAAAAGGCGAUGAUAUAGAACCGCCUCUACUGUCUCCGCGGUUGACUCCGCAAAAGCCCCGAGACGACAUCAAAGAACGCGCAACUUCACCACGGGCUCUUAGGGAACGACGGAAGUCACAUGCCGCCGGUGAUAUCGAUUCAAUCAUAUCGAAGCUUGAGAAAGAGCAUGCAUCCCAUGGAAAAUCUUCAAAGCCUGCAUCGCGUCCGUCAACAGCGGACAAGAAACGAUCCAGCACAAUAUCAGAGCCUGCACAAAGCCCGAAAAAGAAAGACUCGGCCUUAGACUACGACUCCGAAUGGGCGACCAGUGAAGCCGAUUUCUCGGAAUUAUCGAAGCGGCGUGCACGAGGCGCACCUCAUGCUUCAAAAGGGCGCACUCCAGCGAAGCCUCCCAAAGGUGGCAUCCUUGGGCAGAUUGUAGAUGAAUCGAGAAAGAUGUUUAGCAAACCAGAUCAGAAGCCGGAGCCACCUAAGCAGCCAGCUCCAAAUCGGGGUGCGAAGAUCGAAGCAUGGCUGUCAAAUACACAGGACCCAUUCCUGGACGAUAAGAACUCGGAUGUCGAAAUUCCCGCACCGCUAAAGACUAGAAGGAAGAAACGCAUCGAAAUUGUGGACGAACCAACGGAAGGAGAUUCAAGUCGACUCACCAGCCCUGAGCCUUCGGGCAGCAGCGACCUCUCUCAGAAAACGCCCGUACGGCGAGAUAGGAGCGGAGAGACUGCGUCUAGCGGCGAGCGACGAAAAUCGAAAGAUGACAAGUCUAGUGCUAAGGGGUCGCAGAGAAACGCCUCGCCAUCUCCCCGGAGGCGAAAAUCCAGUGAGAGGAAGACCAGCGGAAAGAAACAUAGCCGAUCAUCCUCCGGUACUGGCAAAGAAAGUAACCGCAAGCUCGACGAGAAAGAAAAAGCCUCUGAAACCGGGACCACUUCUUUGUCUGAGAAGUCCGAAAUCUCUGGCAACAAGGGAAAACAGCACACCCCCAGCACCGGUAGCCACCGCCUGUCAACAAUCGCCUCGGUAGAGUCGAUGGGGGCACGAGGCGUGGAAGCAAAAGCAUCUGAAGGAACAGAGAAGAAAAGGACUUCUUCUCAAACCACUUUCGCAAGCGAGGAAAGAGACAAGGUUGAUCCCGACUCGCUAGCUAUGGUUUCAUCUCAAAUGAAGAAGCUCACGACCCAUGACGACUUGAUAUCCGUUCUUUCGACAUCCACCACAAGAAGUAGGAGCCUCCGGUCUGCGAGGAGUCUUCGAAACAGCAAAAGCAGAAACCCCACAGUCGCAGAUAUCCUGAAGGAGCUAUCCCUAGAUGAAGCAAAGUAUAUGCGCGAGCUCAGAACUCUUGUGGGUGGAGUGAUUCCGGUGCUUUUAACCUGUGUCCUCUCCCGCUCCGACUCGGCCAUUGCUGCUGGACUUUUCCGUCCUUCAGCGGAUCCGCAGGAUGAGCUCACUUUUACGAAGCCAAUUGUGAACAUGGGAGUUGCUAUUGAACGGCUGAAAUUGUUACACAAGCGGAUUCCACUUGACGCCGCAGAUGGAUUACUUCAGUGGGCACAAGGCGCCCAGAAGGUGUACCGCGAAUAUCUCAAAGCUUGGCGAUUAGGAUUCAAAGACGUGGUGGUCAAUCUGGCUCCAUUGGAAGAGGGCGAGGAGACGAAGGACGCUGAUACAAAAAGUCUUGAUGAUGGGAUGUCUAGAGAUGAGAACGGUGAUAUUGUGGACGCUGAUGGGCAGAAGGUUGAUGUUGCUUUUCUGCUAAAGCGCCCCCUGGUACGCCUGAAAUAUCUCGCAAAGACUUUUAAAGGCAUCAACAUGCUUGAGCCGUCCCCUAAGGCCGAAGAGGUUGCUAUGAGCUACCAAAAUCUUGUGGCAGAGGCCCGUCGCCGUGCACGAGAAGAAAGGGCCAGGCUUGAAGACGAGUCGGCUUCCGCUAUUGACUCAAGUCGCGCGCGUGAUCCUGAAAACCUGGGUGCUUUGACUGAGGUCACCGUGGACAAGACUCGCCGAGUUCGCGCUCGUGACUUUUUUAACUUGUCGCUCUACCAUUCGAGUGGCCAGAUUAUCGACUGUCGUGCCGAGAUACUUUUCCGAGACAACGCUGCUGAACAUGGCCCUGGUGGAGACUUGCUAAUAUGCGAAGUUGACCAUGCCGACCGUUGGUUGCUCUUCCCUCCCAUUGACAUUGGAUUAGUUUCUGCGCGAAAUGGGGAUAAAAAGGGAGAGAUAGUGCUUAUGAUUCGCAGUGCCCCAGGGCAUGAACGGCGCUUCCAAGAACUCUUAUCCCUGCAGAUUGAUGAAGAAGAUGUGGGAAUGGAAUGGAUCCAAAUGCUCGGUAGAACCCCUGUUCCACCUGCCAUCUCUCGGUCCCAGAGCUUUAUCGAGCGCGCAAGGCAGCGACAACGCGCACAGACGAUUUCUUCGCCUAAUGAAGUCAAGGAGGCCCAGCGAACUCCUCCCAGCCCGACUAACGUUGCUAUCCCUAUUGGAGAGAAGCCAACAUCCUCGCGUGCAUCACGACGCUCCUGGACUGCGAAGGAGUGGUCAGACCCCAGCGCCACUGAUUCGUUGGCGGCUACCGAGUCGCAGAUCUCAUCACAGACCGAUAUCACUCGCGAAUCGGAUUACGAUGCUGCAGAGUCCGAAGCAUCUAAACCUUCCACAAAUACCCAAUCGAUCCUUCAUUCGCGGGACCCGCGAAAACUCGUUAUGGGCGAUGAUAAAUCUCCUCAAGGCCUCAAACGCUCUGGCGCCAAGAGAAUAUCUAAAUAUGGUGAACUUGGCCCCCAGAGCCCUCUUUCACCAACGGGUGCGACCCCUUCGACUCCAUCUCGAAGUCAUGAUGAAGUACAACGUGCCGAACAGACCGCAUCGCACCAUCAGAAACAGGCCACUCCGAAAACACCCACCGGGACUGAGACUGGGGAGAGCCCGCGAGUAUCCUCCGUACCUUCAGCUGUUCUUCCUUCCAUUCCGAAGCUUCGUCAAGGUAGUAGUACUUCGUAUAUACUGGAUUCUGAACCGGAAGAGGAGUAUGAUCUAGACUACAGUGUCCUUCCCGAGACUCCGACGAAGAGCAAGAGGCAUUCUCGCUCCGGCUCCGAAUCUGACGCGUCGAAUGGAGAUGAGCCUCCACCGCCCCCUCCCCAUUCGCGCUCGCCAAGUUCCACCAGUUCUAGCCUGACAGGCACCCCUGUUUUGAGUCCAACUGCUGGGCGCAUCAGGCGGCGGGGAUCGUCACCCUUGAAGCACGAAUAUGAACCUUCCACCGCGUCGGAUUCUUAUUCUGACUCCGACACUUCUACCGUGCGCCGCUAUGACAUGUAUUCUGACUCGGAUUACGUCACGGACAGUUCAGACGAGGAUUCUGAGGACGAGAUCCCGUCCAGAGUACGAUCGAAGGCCGCUCGGGGUGCUGUUAGGCCCGAUGAACAAGAGACUGAGCUAAGCACUUUGUCCUUGACAAACUCGACUAGUCAAGCCGGUUAUCGAUCCGUUCCGGCUCAGCCAAGCAAGUCGUCUUCCGCCAUCGCCACUGUUUUUGCUUGGUCGGAUAAAGGCUCCUGGGAUAGCAUCUUCCCGGAUGAGUGCAAGAUCAUCAUAAGCCCUGGACUUGUUGAAGCUUAUGAGAUGAAGGAUGAUCCACUUGCAAAUGGCGACGAUGGAGCUAAAAACGUCCGCCCGAUCGUUGCUCUCGAGUUAACACCGCUGGUCCCAAUUCGCCGUGGAACAGCCAUUGACAUUAGCAUCCGCUCUCCUCCCACCGCGCGGUCCAAAGUAACCUGGAGCAACAACAUCAUGUUCCGCUCCCGGAACGCAGAAGAAUGCGAAGCCCUAUAUGGCCUGAUCAACCAAGCCCGCACCAACAACCCAACAUAUAUCGCACUGCAAAAUGCUAGAGGGCCCUUGGACGAUCUUCCUGCCCCAUUGGAACGUGCGACUAAGAGUUCCGGUCUCUUUGGGUGGCCUCGCCGCAGAAAGAGCUACCGCGCCUCUGCCUCCCCGCGCUCCCUAGCGGACAACUCCGAAAGCAGCGUGGGCACAAUGAGCAGCGCCUUCUCGGCCCUCAAACGCUUUGGCGGAGCGAGCAAAAUGUUUAGCAUCUCCCGAUCCUCCGUCACUUCGCGCAAGAAAGACGGCGAGGAAAGCCUAUACUCUAGCUCCGCCGGCUCCGGCGGAUACAAUAGCGGCGGCAUUGGCCGAAUCGCAGCAGCUAUCAAGGGCGUCGAUGGAAUCGGCCUGUCAAAUGCUAAGAUCCGCCUCUACGCCCGCGAAACCCAGUCCAAGUGGCGCGAUAUGGGCGCCGCGCGACUAACAAUUAUGCCUGCGCCCUCACGACCACCGUCUACCUCUGAACCUCGCCGUCCAGACACUGCAGUCGCCGAUGCGGUCCCUGAUGUAAGCACAGACAGUAUAAGUCAACCAUCUUCCGGCGCUGCCUCGCCGCAACGAGUCCUGGAGCAGCGCAACGAGAAACGCAUUAUCAUUCGUGGCAAAACACGCGGCGAGGUCCUCCUUGACGUUUGCCUGGACGAGAGCUGCUUCGAGCGCGUCGCCAGAACAGGUAUUGCUGUCUCCGUGCGCGAAGAAAAUGAAGAUGGGGCCCCUGUGACUGAGAAAGGAGGUGUCACUAUCGGAAGUUCCCGCGUUUACAUGAUUCAAAUGAAGGGCGAGGCUGAGGCCGCUUACACCUUUGGGCUUGUUGGGAAGAUGAAAUACUAG